CCACCUGUUAAACUACCGUCAUAGCACUGCUUUAAUAAGCACGCAGUAUUCAUCACAGAGCUGCGUCUGUGUGUACAUUCAUUCAGCUCUCAGCGUUAUUUUCUAACCUGGAAACCCUGUGGGUGGAAAUUCAACACUAUAUGUGUUAUUUAAACACUGUAGGUAUUAAACACUAUAUAUGUUGGUGUUAAUUCAAAACUGUAUGAGUCAAUUCAACAAUACAGGUGUCAAUUCAACACAAGACUGGGUGUCAUGUCAAUACUGUAGGGGCUAAAACUAAUUUGCAAACACAUACACCUACCCACACAUUACUAGUAUACUCCGAAUCCACAACAACAACAACAACAACAACAAUAUAAAGAAGAGGAAGAAGUUGUUGUUGUUGUUGUUACGUUAUGUGUUUAUAUAGGAAGCGAGACAUCUGCUCAGGAGACACCCAAGAAAACUCAAUGUAUCGUCACACAGUUGGAAUGUUCUGGGCUGUCGGGACAAUCCGCGGUAGGAGCCGGGCUCCGGGCUCCCGGUCCGCUCCGGGUUUCUUCGAGACUUUCCAGAAGGUUCAUGGGUUAGUUGUCAUGGCAGCCACCAAGCGGCGCGUGUGUCCGAAGGGGCGGCCGCAAGCUCGCGCUGUAGGCCUACACCGUCACGGAUGGCUGUGUCGGCUCGUGUUUCCUCGCGCCCAUCUUUAAAGCAGUCCCCGCUCCGUUAAACGGAGGACAACCGAGCGGGACAGGACACGUCCCGCACCGAUACGGCGACACGUGUCCUUUGUGAGCGAAUCAGCAAGAUCUGGAUUUUAAAAACAUGAUUGAAAGCAUUGACCCCCAGCGCUGCCUCCAGGCAGUAGAGCGACUGCAGGUGCGUCUGAAGGAGAAAGGUGGAGAUGUGUCCUCGGAAGAGAAGCUCUCCCUUCUGAAGUCUGUCCUGCAGAGUCCCGUGUUCCUGCACGUCCUCGCGCUGCAGAAAUCCCUACAGCAGCUGAAGGAGCAGAGUGGCUUUGCUGAUGUGGCUCACAUUAAUGGGAAUGUCUCACCCGAGGACUAUGAGCACAUCAUUCACACCAUGGCUCAGGGGCGGUCCGUGACUCAUGUUGACCUGCUGAAGCCAGUAUCAGGCAGUUUGGGCUUCAGUGUGGUGGGUCUGCGCAAUGAGAACCAAGGAGAGCUGGGAAUUUUUAUCCAGGAGAUCCAGACAGGCAGCAUAGCACACUGUGAUGGGAGACUGAAGAAAGGAGACCAGAUCCUGGCGAUCAGCGGUAAAGUGUUGGACUGUAGCGUCUCCCACCACCAUGCCGUAGCGCUGCUGCAGAGUGCAUGUGAGUGUGUGCGCAUCACUGUGGCAACGGGGCCCCUCCCACACCUCUCCAGCCCUGGCGUGUCCCGGACACCUAGUGCUGCCAGCACACUCUCUGCACACUCCAGUGGGCCUCACUGGACCCAGAUGGAGACCAUCGAGCUGGUGAAUGAUGGCUCAGGUUUGGGUUUUGGCAUCGUCGGGGGCAAAACUACCGGCGUUAUUGUCAAGACCAUCCUACCAGGGGGCGUGGCUGACCUGGAUGGUCGUUUGAGGAGUGGGGAUCAUAUUCUGUGUAUUGGCGACACUGACCUGUGUGGUGUGGGCAGUGAACAGGUGGCCCAGGUGCUGCGGCAGUGUGGAAACCGGGUCAAGCUGGUGAUCAGCAGAGCAACCGUGGAGGACACGCCCACUCUUCCUGUAGCCCUGCCAACUGUUACUGAACAGCAGGGUCUUGAGGAAGAGGAACAGGAGGUCUUUGACGUCGACCUGACGAAGAACGUUCAAGGUCUCGGCAUCACCAUCGCAGGAUACGUCGCAGAGAAAAAUGCCGAGCCUUCUGGGAUAUUUGUGAAGAGCAUCACUGCAGGAAGUACAGUGGAGCAAGAUGGCCGCAUCCACGUGGGGGAUCAGAUCAUAGCCGUGGAUGGGAUGAACAUACAGGGCUUCACAAAUCAGCAGGCAGUGGAGGUGUUGCGACACACUGGACAAACAGUCCACCUCACGCUCGCAAGGCGUGGCUUCAGACCAGAAGACACGCCCCCACCAAUCACGGCUGCUGGCAUGGAGACCGAACCCUCCCCCAGGACGUCCCGUGACUCGAGACCGGAACACGUUACCAUGGACACCGCUCAGGACCCGGGAGAAACUUCCAUAAACACAGCCAUUGUCGUUCCGCCCUGUUCUCCUGAUCGGAAAGAGGGCAUGAAGCUGAAUGCAUGUGAGGAAGAGGAGUUGAAGAAGAGGUGGCAGCGUGUCCUCGGACCCAGCAGUGAAGUCACCGUUGUGCAGGUAGAGAGGUUCAGUGAGAACAGUGGAUUGGGGAUCAGUCUGGAGGUGAAUAACACUCAUCACUACAUCCGCUCAGUCUUACCUGACAGCCCUGUGGGGAUCUCUGGAAAACUCUACAGUGGAGACGAACUGUUGGAGGUCAAUGGUAUAUCUCUAAGAGGCAAGUCCCAUAAGGAGGUGGUGGUCAUUCUGAAGGACCUGCCCGUGUGUGUGUACAUGGUGUGCUGUAGGCCUGCUCACCUGCCCGCAACUGACAGCCAAACUGGCCAACCAGAGUUGGAGGAGGUGGCUAUAGCAUCCACAGAAGAGGCUCUCGGUGACGUCGAGGACUUCCUCGUGUCCGGCCAAUCAGAGAAGAACACGGGUCGUGUGACUGAGGAGCCGGCAGGAAGUUCCCUGUCGCUGUGGGAGUCGGAGAUCCAGGACAUCGAGCUGGAGAAAGGGAAGAGCGGACUAGGAUUCAGUAUCCUAGACUACCAGGACCCCUCUGACCCACUUAAGACAGUCAUUGUGAUCCGAUCGCUGGUGCCUGGUGGGGUGGCUGAACAGGACGGGCGCUUGUUGCCGGGUGACCGGCUGGUGUACGUCAACAACAACAACCUGGACUCUGGCAGUCUGGAGGAAGCUGUGCAGGCUCUGAAGGGAGCCAGUCUGGGCACCGUCCAGAUUGGGGUGGCCAAGCCACUGCCUAUCGACGCUAGCGAUGCAGACCUGGUGGAAGAGACGGGGUUCGACCCAGAGAACGCGACCUUUCAGGACUCCAUGAGGGCUCUUCACGGAAGCAGCUGCAGUGAAGACCUGACCUAUCAGAUGUCCCCAAAGGCCUCCACACCUCAGCGGAGCUUUCAGCCGGACGUGUUCAUGGACUAUCCCUUUACAGUGGCAUCUGGAAUCGCCGAGGACACGCAGCCGUUUACUCCCGAGGGGAGGGCGGUCCCUCUGAGUCCCGAGGAGGAGACUUUAAGGCUUGACUCCACCCACCCUGAGCUGAUCACAGAACUCAUCUUAGACAGAAUGGAACCAGUGGAUCCUCUGAUGUCUAGAGCUAGCCCCGCCCACCAUUCUAAAACGCCGUCGUUAUACUCAGAGGCGGGGCCAAUCAUGCCUGAGCUUUUAGGUCAAGGGCUUAAAAGCGUUUACGUUGAGGAUUUCCAGGAGGAGGCAGAGGAAAUCUCCAUCACCCAAACUGCACCAGAAUCCGAUGAGCACGCAGUGACGAGGGGGACUAACUUUGAGAGGAUCGUCACUGUGGUCAAGGGCAACUCAAGUUUAGGUAUGACAGUUAGUGCACAGAAGGACGGUCUGGGCAUGUUGAUCCGUAGUAUCAUUCACGGUGGAUCUGUGAGCCGGGACGGACGCCUGGGUGUUGGAGAUCUCAUCCUGGCCAUCAACGGAGAGCCCACCGGGAAUCUGACCAAGGCCCAGGCGCGGGCUAUGCUACGGAGACACUCAGUAAUGGACCCUGACAUGGGAUCUCUUUUUAGAUCUUCAUUCGCUCCAGAGGAGGAGCUCUGCCCCUUCUAUAUUAUCACCUAUGUGCCAGCUGAGUAUUUAGAUGAAUACAUCAUCAGUAAGCGAAACAUGGAAGACGGUUUUGUCAUGGAAAUGCUGACUAACACAAGGUCUGUAGCAGAGCUUCCAGAGAGGGAGGAUGGAGAAGGAGAAGAGAGUGAACUACAAACAGCCUUUACCAACUGGAACCAACCAAGGAAGGUGGAGCUCUACAAGGAACUAGGGAAGUCUUUGGGCAUCAGCAUUGUUGGUGGGCGGGGCAUGGGCAGUCGUCUUAGCAACGGAGAAGUGAUGCGCGGUAUUUUCAUCAAGCACAUCCUGGAAGACAGUCCAGCAGGACACAACGGGACACUAAAAACUGGAGACAGGAUUAUUGAGGUGGAUGGCGUAGACCUGCGAGACGCCAGUCAUGAACAAGCUGUAGAAGCUAUCCGUAAGGCUGGAAACCCUGUAGUGUUCCUGGUUCAGAGCAUCAUCAACAGACCCAGGAAGCUGGGAGCGGAGUGUGUGGAUGGAGCAGGGACCUUCUACAAGUCUGACAGUAGUGAGGAUGUUAAGAGUCACAGUAGGUUUUUCCUUCGUCUGUCCACGACUAACCCUUUCACCCCUACUCCAUUUAAGCUGAAUCGUGAGGCGGGGAAGGUUUCCCCGACGCUGCCGUUCCUGUCGUUACCGUUGGUCCCGCACAUUGGUGAAGAGGAUGUGCGUGGCUACACCUGGGGGAAGAUGCUGGAGCGCUAUGGGGGUCUACCUGGUGCCCUCCACAUGGUGGCGCUGGAGAAGGGUCACAGCGGUCUGGGUCUGAGCCUGGCAGGGAACCGUGACCGUUCUCGCAUGAGUGUGUUUGUGGUGGGCAUUGACCCCGCCGGCGCUGCAGGCCAAGAUGGACGUCUCUGCGUGGGAGACGAACUCCUGGAGAUUAACGGUCAGGUUCUGUAUGGACGCUCACAUCAGAACGCCUCGGCCAUCAUCAAGACCGCGCCCUCCCAGGUCAAGAUCAUCUUCAUCAGGAACACAGAUGCUCUGAGUCAGAUGGCUGUUGGCCCAGUGAACAAGUGCGAAGAUGCCCUGGAUACGCAAACAGAGGAGGAGACACACCCAGACCACCAGGGUCAUGUGACCUCCAGUUCAGAAGACCACCAGGGUCAUGUGACCUCCAGUUCAGAAGACCACCAGGGUCAUGUGACCUCCAGUUCAGAAGACCACCAGGAUCAUGUGACCUCCAGUUCAGAAGACGACAGGGAUCAAGUGACCAUCCACCUUGUUGAAGAAGAUGGAGCAGCGCAAAAGGAGGGUAGCAUACAGGCAGGAGACAGACUCCUGGUAGUGGAGCAUGAGAUGGUGCUGGAGAAGGUGACAUCACCACUGAACCAGGACACGGGAGCAGAGACACUCCCGGUCUGUAGAGACAGCCCCACCCCAAUCUUAACAUCACCCAAUCAGAUACGCAGAGGUUCGGACCCGGGGACCACCGCUUUACCCAUCAUGCCCCUGUGUUCAGAGACACCUCUGGAGCCAGUGGAGAGCUCUAGUCGGUCGACGACCCCUGCAACUUUGUCCUCUGACCCCGCGACCUGUCCCAUAAUCCCUGGCUGUGAGACCACCAUAGAUAUCUCCAAAGGAAGGACGGGACUUGGCCUGAGCAUUGUGGGAGGCUCUGACACGCUCCUGGGCGCGAUAAUAAUACACGAGGUGUAUGAGGAAGGAUCCGCCGCCAAAGAUGGCAGACUGUGGGUAGGAGAUCAGAUUCUACAGGUGAACGGUGUAGACCUGCGCAUGGCCACCCACGACGAGGCCAUCACGGCACUGAGGCAGACUCCUCAGCACAUGCGGCUCACCGUGUUCCGUGAUGAAGGUCAGUGUAAGGGGGACGACCUGUGGCACCUGCUGUCCGUGGAGCUGCAGAAGGACUCCAAUCAAGGCCUUGGACUCAGCAUCUAUUGCAGGAGGAACGACGCCGGCGUGUUCGUGUCGGAGAUCGUGAGGGGCGGAGUCGCAGACACGGACGGGCGCCUCCAGAGAGGCGAUCAGAUCCUGUCCGUUAACGGGGAGGACGUACGUGCAGCUACGCAGGAGACUGUCGCCGCGCUGCUGAAGAGUUGCGGCGGUCCAGUCAGACUGGAGGUGGGCCGUUUUAAAGCUGGACCGUUCCAUUCAGAGGGCCAGAUGGUGCAGUUGAGUGAAAACGGAAGGAGUAAUCCCACUUUCAGCUGUGGCACGCUGCAGGGAGAUGUGGAGAAUAGCAGUGGGGAGACUGAACAACUGGACCAGGACGUGCGGACGGUUGAGAUCACCAAGGGGCCGUCUGACUCCUUGGGGAUCAGCAUAGCGGGAGGCCUGGGCAGUCGUCUUGGAGACGUGCCUAUCUUUAUCGCCAUGGUGAACCCUGCUGGCUUGGCUGCACAGACACACCAACUCAGAGUCGGGGACAGAAUUCUGUCCAUCUGUGGGACGUCUACAGAGGGCUUGGCUCACAGUCAGGCGGUGUCUCUGCUGAAAAACACCACGGGAACACUGCAGCUACAGGUCACAGCAGGCGAUGCAACGUUAACUGGUCCCCCCUCAGACCUUGCAGCUGGAGUCACUGUCAGUAGCAUUUUCCAUGACGAUCUCGGUCCUCCUCAGUCUAAGACUAUUACUCUGCAGCGGGGGCCAGACGGCCUGGGUUUCAGUAUAGUGGGAGGGUUUGGAAGCCCACAUGGUGAUCUGCCCAUCUACAUCAAAACUGUGUUUGGAAAGGGCGCUGCAGCAGAUGACGGGCGUCUGAAACGUGGGGAUCAGAUCGUUGCUGUUAAUGGGCAGAGUUUAGACGGAGCGACACACCAGGAGGCAGUCAGCAUUCUAAAGAAGACCAGAGGAACCCUGACGCUGACUGUGCUGUCAUAGACACACACACACACACACACACACACACACACACACACACACACACACACACACGCUGAC
Electrophorus electricus (electric eel) is the source of this 6762-nucleotide messenger RNA. It is a transcript of the gene mpdz, whose product is annotated as multiple PDZ domain crumbs cell polarity complex component. Gene Ontology annotation, molecular function: protein binding. NCBI's taxonomy places the organism in Eukaryota, Metazoa, Chordata, Actinopteri, Gymnotiformes, Gymnotidae. The record is from RefSeq and is a predicted model, not a curated record.